AUCUGCGCAGCGGCUCUUUGGUCGCAGGGCGGAGCGUGAAUAUUGAACUUGUUACUGUUGUCUGCAGUGAUAUCAUAACACUGCAAUAUGAAGAGACGCUCAUAUGACAGACAGCCGCCCGCAUCCCUGGAUAACACACAGGUGCUGUAACUGGGGCGAGGUAGGCAUGGGGAAUAAAAGGAGGAGGAAGGAUGCCAGCUGAGCCCCUCGUCCUUCUGCAUCUGCCACUGCUGCCAGCGUCACACUAAAAAGGAAAGAAAUAAAACGAAACAUGGCUCAGUCUGUAAGGAGGCCUGAAACUUUAGGAGCCAUGGACCAUGAGCCCCAGAGGGACAAGACCAGGACCAGCUACUUUGGCAACGUGAAGACCAGGUUGGGCUCCAAGCUGCCUGCUGGUGUCACUCAGCCUCCGCAGUUCGCAAAGCGGCCCUGGGAGUCCCAACCUCGUGCCCGAGCGAUGCAGGAUGCCAGCAGCCAGCGUCAGCACCAGCCCAUCGUGGGCCGACCUCUCAACCACAUCCCCCACAUCAGAAACCCCAAGCUGCGGCAGUACUACCUGCAAGGGACUUCAUGGGAACUAAACAAUACUGUGGUGACAAAAGAGCGUGUGGGUGCACUGUCAGAUGACGGCACAAGCAGCAGGGGUCUCCCUGGAGACACAGUGUUCAGCGUCUCGUCUACGUUCAACAGUAACGGUGCAUCCUCAGCAGAAGAGAGCAAAAUGGGCCACCAUCCCGCCCACACCUCCGCACAGCCGUACUCCUCGUCAGCUUCCCUCAUCCCCAGAGAGCAGCUGGUCGUCCCGAAAGGGAAAAACACUUCCACCGGUCAAGGAUCGUCUCCCCCAGAGGUGGACUCGGAGUCUGAUCCUAAAAAGAAGCCGGAGGCGGAGGCAGAUCAGGACAGUUUGGAUACGCUCGCUGCUCAGCCUCAGUCCCCCUCACCAGAGGCAGAAUAUGACAAACUACUGGAUGUGGAGGCGGUGCCGAUGCCUGAUGGACAGCUCUGCUUAUUGGCUCUGCCACCAGAGUGCUGUCAAGGGGAAGGACCAGAGGCCACACCAUACCUCAAACUGUUCUGCCGCUACAUCACCGACCGCAAGGGUGUGGUUUCAGGAAUCCUGCUGGUGACUUCGAAUAAAAUCUUCUUCGAUCCGUGUAAGACGCAUCCUCUGGUGAAGGAACACGGCUGUGAAGAAUACCUGCUGUCUUGCUCCGUUGACAAUCUGGCGUCCGUCUCCUUCUACUCUGACAUCUCACAUGUUCACUUCAACACCUCCCACCAGAGGAGAAAAGGAAAGAAAAUUUUCCAAAAGUUGAAAACUGCCAAAAGCCAAGCAGGCGGCCUCCCAAACCACAAGGGGGAGUCGGGUCCAGCUCUGGUGUCUGUGGCUCCAUCGGAUUUAUCCAGUUUGGCUCUGAGCCUGACCAAAGAGGUUUCUGAGGAUGAAGAGCCGGAGAGCAGAGACAUGGCGGAGGCCGAGAAGGAGCUGGACAGCAGUCCUCUGGAGGUGCUGUCAGAGGCGUCUGUGGGCGGCCUGGGCGUGGCAGUGCUGAGCAGUGCUGCCACCUUCUGCUGUGGAGGUCAAGAGGCAGCAAGUAAAGUGGCCAUCAACCUGCUGCACUCUGAUGAAACGGAUAAAUCCUCUGUGAAGAGUCAGACUGCAGUUCCUCGAAGGUCAUCAGUAGGUAGUCUUGGGAGUCUGAUGUUUGUGCGGCUGCGGGUUCAGCCGUCUGCAGCAAAGAAAAAGGGCAUCGGAGGUCUGGGGACGGCUAAAACCUUACCCAGGAGGGACGCCUGGCUCGCCCUAUCACAGGAAAGCGCCGACGAGCUGUAUGCCUACUUAAAGCACUGCCGACCUGACCUGUGUAUACUGGAGGGAGGGGAGGAGGAGGACGGGGAGGCCGACCGUGACGAAGAGGAGUUUGUACUCAUUGAGGACAGGGAGGAGGAGGAGGAAGAAGAAGAUGAAGAGAUGUCCCAGAAGCACCGCAGCUCGGGGGAUGACUGGGAGAUGGUGCUGAUGGAAGAAAGCAGGGACAAGACGACCCUCAUCACUGACAGGGAUCCCGAAGGACUCAGUAAUAUUGUAGAGAGCAGCCACAUUUUGGAGGCUUCACAUGUCAGAGACCUGUGUAAGGAGCUUCCCCCCAGGACAGUCGGCUACACGUGGCAGCUGGCCUACAGUACGUCCCGUCACGGCGCCAGCCUCAAAUCCCUCUACAGGAAACUUGGUGCCACAGACUCUCCUGUGCUUAUUGUCAUCAAAGAUGCCCUUGAUGAGGUAUUCGGGGCCUUCCUCUCUCACGCCUUGAGGCCCAGUGAGACGUUCUACGGCACCGGAGAAACGUUUCUAUUCAUGCUGCAUCCUCGCUUCAAGUGUUUCAGAUGGACUGGAGAGAACUCCUUUUUCAUUAAAGGAGACUUGGACUGCUUUGCUAUCGGUGGAGGAAGUGGCCACUUUGGUCUGUGGGUGGAUGAGAACCUGUACCUGGGCCGCAGCAGCCCCUGCUACACUUUCAACAACUGCUGCCUCUCAGAAACCGACGAUUUCCGAGUCAUGGAGCUGGAGGUGUGGACGUUCAGCUGAGGAGACUGGAUAAUGUUUCUCUGCCUCGUCGUUGCUGAUUGGCUUUAAUCAAGACAGCAUUUAUCACUGAGCAAAAAACAUGCAGCUGCUCCUUCAUUACAUGGAAACCUCUAUAUAGAAAAACAAUCUGCCACAAACUGCUGGAUUUAUCCGUGCGAUUAAGUGCUGUGGGUUUGAGCAAACUGCAGUGAACUCAAAAAGGCUAAUCUUAAGCAGCUUGCUGUCCCAGUGUGGGUUCUGACGGUGGACUGUUUCAUGCUUGACUCAUUCCUGUGGGUUUGGCAGCCAAACUGAGUUCUGCUUAAGUGAGUAGAGCUGAACUGUUAUGAAACUGGAUUCUUUGAAUCCUCAUUUUUGAAUGGAGUCUCAGAGACUGCACUUUUCUCUUAAUGUGAAUUGGCAAAGUCGUGAAAUCUCAUCAUGUAAAGACAAUUUCACUCGUGUCUUUAUAGGUAAUGCAUGUCCUCGCUUUCAUGUAACUAUUCUGUUAAAGCCGGACGUUUGAAACACACAUAAGUCUUACUAUGAACAGAUUUCUAAACUGCACGUGUACGGCCAACCGUGUCACAGAUAAUCUCUUCCCUUUCUUUACCACUUAUUUCUAUGGGCUUUCAUCCGACGGUAUCACAGAAGGCAUAAAUUAAUACUGAACACUUGGAGUUCAUCUCUGUUCAUUUCAAGAGCUGACUCUUCCAUCACUGUGGUUACUGAAAAUGAAGGAAAGCUUGAGAUGGAAUUCCUGCAAUUUUGUCAUUCAGCUGUAUCUAUAACCUGCUUUCACUCUGGUAAACCUAUUUUGCUUACAUUGUACAGUACUGUAGAUUAGUUAAUAAAAAUCAGCACAAUGUGAAUAUAAA
Molecule: messenger RNA, 3447 nt
Organism: Acanthochromis polyacanthus (spiny chromis)
Lineage: Eukaryota; Metazoa; Chordata; Actinopteri; Pomacentridae
Product: nuclear receptor coactivator 7
Exons: 16
Coding region: 272-2590 (772 amino acids)
Biological process (GO): response to oxidative stress; regulation of transcription by RNA polymerase II
Cellular component (GO): nucleus
Source: RefSeq, a predicted model, not a curated record